Drosophila novamexicana is the source of this 1120-nucleotide messenger RNA. Its product is annotated as MORN repeat-containing protein 3. The transcript is spliced from 2 exons. NCBI's taxonomy places the organism in Eukaryota, Metazoa, Arthropoda, Insecta, Diptera, Drosophilidae. The record is from RefSeq and is a predicted model, not a curated record. Bases 162 to 1049 code for a protein of 295 amino acids.
AAAAACAUUUCUAUUUAGAGUUUUUCAAAAUACCAGUCAUUGUACAACACUUGCUGUUGUUUUAUACAAACAAAACCAAACUGCGAUUCGCUAGAAAAUUCGACCUUAUUUCGACCUCCAAGUAUUGGAAUAUUAUAGAGCACUGAUAUAAAUUUGUGAUAAUGGGCACUUGUGUGCAGCGUUUCUUCUGUCCCAAUAAGCCAGUCUAUAGCAAUGGCUGUCGCGCCUUGUUCGUCUAUCCCGCUGGAGGCACUUAUAAGGGCUACUGGCGGCAGAAUAAGCAUCAUGGCUGGGGCAUAAAGACGACGCCAGAGCGUACCGACAGCUACUUUGCGAUGAAAAAACGUCCGGAGGGACAGCUCAUCUACAAUGGACGCUGGGCGGAGGGCAAGCGCCAGGGCUGCGGCUCCAUGAUACGCAAGCGCGGCACAGAUCUGCAAGUGAUCUACUCGGGGCAGUGGUACGAUGACAUGAAGUGCGGCGAGGGCAAACAAUUCUAUCCGGACGGAUGUGUUUACUUCGGACGUUGGCUGCGGAAUCGUCGCCAUGGCAUGGGCAUACAAUGGUACGGCGAUGGCAGCAUCUAUGUGGGCGAAUGGGAGACGGACUUAAGGCAUGGCCUGGGCGUGCUUUUCUAUGCUAAUGGCAAUCGCUAUGAGGGUCACUUUGCGCGUGGCUUCAAGAACGGCGAGGGCGUCUUCUAUCACAUGCACACCGGCCAGAUCCAGAAGGGCAUUUGGGAGAACGACAAUGCGAAGGUAUCGGUUAUGCAGGACGAGCCGGAGAUCAGACGCAACGAUAAGCCCACACCCUAUCCCAUUCCCAGAAACUAUCUCAAAUAUCCCAAUGAGAUAAUGAAGGAGCUUUUCCAACGCUACAAACCGUUUGGAGAUAAGCCGCGACGUCGUUUCAACGAUAAGGUCAGUCUGGAGUUUGUGCAUAACAAACGCCAGUUUGCCUCCUUUGAGGAACGUCUGGCCACGCCCACAGGCUUGGAUCUCUAUCCAAACUCGGGCUUCGUCUGCACCUGCGAAUGCAAAAUCCUAUAAGAAACAGUUUUAAGAAUCUUUCUUUAAAAUUCAAGCAAAUGUUAAACUCACUUCAACAUUAAAUUAUGGGC